UGGUAGGACGCCAUCUCACACUCCACUCGCCACUUCUUCCGAUUCCCAAUCUCCACUGCCACUAUCUCAUCAAUGCCAAAGAGCCAAACGUAGCGCGUCUAAGAUCUGGUGCGGAGAAACCGCCAUCGAACAGUGUGAUGGCCGGAAUGCGCCCCGCCCGCCCGGUCACAGGCUUCGGCGCCUUGUUCUCCUACAAGGUCUUCGCCUCCGCCGUCUUCACUCUCCUCUCCCUCGCCGCCCUCUCCGCCAUCCUCUCCUCCUCCUCCUCCUCCUCUCCCCCUUCCCACAACACCGCCUCUGCCGCAGUCCGCCGCCGCGGCUUUCUUGCCUCCGACCCCCUCCGCGCCCGUCUCGACCUGAUCUACCGCCAGGCCGCCGACCACUCCGCCCUCGCCACCGCCUAUGCCGCCUACGCCCGUCGCCUCAAGCUCGACUCCUCCCGCCAGCUCCGCGUCUUUCAGGGCCUCGCCGCAACUCUUUCAGACCUUUCCACCCGCCUCGCCGCCCCUGUCGACGACGAAGACGCCCUCCGCCCUCUCGAGAAGGAGGCCAAGGACCGCAUCAAGCUCGCCCGCCAGCUCGUUGGCGAGUCCAAGGAGGCUUUCGACACCCAACUCAAGAUCCAGAAGCUCCGUGACACCAUCUUCGCCGUCCGGGAGCAGCUCCACCGUGCCAAGAAGCUCGGCGCUCUUGCCGGCUCCAUCGCCGCCGGAUCCACCCCCAAGAGCCUCCAUUGCCUCGCCAUGCGCCUCAUGGAGGAGCGGAUCGCCCACCCCGAGACCUACCGCCGCGCCGCCUCAGUCGCCCCGGCCGAUCUCGCCGACCCUGACCUCUACCACUACGCCAUCUUCUCCGACAACGUGAUCGCCGUUUCCGUGGUGAUCAACUCCGCCAUCAAGAACGCGGAGGAGCCCUCGAAGCACGUCUUCCAUGUCGUCACCGACCCAAUGUACCUGGCGGCCAUGCAGGUCUGGUUCGUUCGCCGCCCGCCGGCUCGCGGCGCCAAGGUGGAGGUGAGGUCUCUCGCCGAGUUCGGGUUCUUGAACUCCUCCUACUCACCGGUGGUACGGAUGGUCGAGGGCGGGCGGCGCGACCUGUCGGUGCUGGACCACCUGAGGUUCUACCUGCCCGAAAUGUACCCUAAGCUGAGGCGAAUCGUGCUUUUGGAGGACGACGUGGUGGUGCAGAAGGAUCUAACAGGGCUGUGGCGGGUCGAUUUGGAUGGCAUGGUGAACGGGGCAGUCGAAACGUGCUUCGGUGGUUUUAGGAGGUACAGCAGGUACUUGAACUUCUCGAUUCCUCAAGUCCGGGAUCAAUUCAGCCCGAGGGCGUGCGCUUGGGCCUACGGCGUGAACGUCUUUGACCUCGAUGCAUGGAGGAGGGAGAGAUGCACCGAUCGAUUCCAUCAGUAUCAGAGCCUGAAUGAAGAUGGAACUCUCUGGAACCCGGCAUCUGUGCUUCCAGCUGGACUAGUUACCUUUUACACUACCACAAAGCCACUGGAUAAGACUUGGCAUGUUAUGGGUCUUGGUUAUAAUCCAAGUGUAAGUCCUGAUGAGAUUCGAAAUGCAGCUGUAAUACACUUUGAUGGGAACAUGAAACCAUGGCUUGAUGUGGCCCUGAACCAAUACAAGCAUCUCUGGACAAAGUAUGUUGAUACCGAAAUGGAUUUCCUGCAGCUCUGCAACUUUGGCAUCUAAUUCAGAAUAACAUAGAGCUUCGCCUGUGUAAGGAUUUCGAGUACUUGAUUUAGAAUUAGUACUUUUGAUGCUGGGCAAAGUGCCCUAUAUUUUCAUUUUAUGAUGGAAAGAUGUCCUUUCUGGUUAUGCCAUUUGCCAAUAGUUGUUUUCCUUUUUUAUUUUUUUCCACUGUGUAGAUGUUUCCACCAUUGCGAUCUGUAGCCCCCCAUAUGACAAUGAAUGAAGUCAUUUUUGGGCAAUAAAAUUUUGAUGUUUCUUA
This is a messenger RNA of Musa acuminata AAA Group (dessert banana), 1959 nucleotides long. RefSeq names its product probable galacturonosyltransferase 9. The record is from RefSeq and is a predicted model, not a curated record. The transcript is spliced from 2 exons. Gene Ontology annotation, molecular function: polygalacturonate 4-alpha-galacturonosyltransferase activity. NCBI's taxonomy places the organism in Eukaryota, Viridiplantae, Streptophyta, Magnoliopsida, Zingiberales, Musaceae. Bases 138 to 1700 code for a protein of 520 amino acids.